AAAAGAGACAGUUAAAGAGUUGCAGGACAUUGUCUUAAAACAAGAAUGGUACUCUCUGUACCUCUGAAAGCUACUUCUCAUUAACCGACAAUCUCUUCAAACACCUGUCUCCUUCUUCCUCUUCUUCCUCACUGUAAUGUAACAGUCCUGAUCUUCUCUGUUAAUGGGGCUUUGCUUGCUCUAGAAGGGAGUUUUUUUAUUCUUGGAUAAGGAAAGAAUGGGGAAGACAAGCAAAUGGCUUCGCAGUUUCUUGAUCGGAAAAAAAGAUCACAGAGUGAAAGAGAAGGGGACGAGUCCAAGCGAGAGUAUUUCUCCGGCGACUCCUAAGGAGAAACGGCGAUGGAGUUUCAGACGUUCCUCGGCCACGGCUCCGGCCAAUUCCAGCCCGAGAGAUUCUGCCGUGGAGGCCAAACCACAGCAGCCACCGCCACCGCCACCACAGACGGUGGUUACGGUGGUGGAGAGUGAGGACGAGCAGAAGAAACACUCUCUCACCAUGGCUGCAGCCACGGUGGUGGUGGAAGAGAUCGCGGCCAUGAAAAUUCAGGCGUAUUUCCGCUCCUACUUGGCGAGGAAGGCGUUAAGAGCGUUAAAAGGAAUAGUGAAGUUGCAGGCUCUUGCGAGAGGGCAUCUGGUGAGGAAACAAGCCACGGCUACGCUCCGUUGCAUGCAGGCUUUGAUCACAUUACAGGCUAAGGCUCUUGAACAAAGGAUCCGUAUGAUCGAAGACCCAAAACCCUCCAUUCCGAGAUCAUCAACUCACGGGAAUUCAUCUCAAGAAACCCGAAUCAAGAACAGUUACCAUUACCAUGAGAAAGACAGAGUUCUUGAGGAGAACAUCAAGACUGUCGAGAUAGACGACGACAUUCAAUCUAAGCAAUACUCUCCAGCUCCUUCAGCCAUAACCGAGAUGAGUCCCCGGGCCUAUAGCGGUUAUUUCGAGGAUUACAACUUCACCACAGCUCAGAGCAGUCCUCAGUGCUUCAGAUUCAAAGGAGAUUAUUACAAGAGAGAUUCCUUGUCUUCGUAUGAUUACCCUCUGUUCCCAAACUAUAUGGCGAAUACCGAGUCUUCUCGGGCAAAGACGAGGUCUCAGAGCGCUCCCAAACAAAGGCCACCUGAACUAUACGAGCGUCAGCCGAGUGGACGGAGAAGGGUUUCCAUGGAAGGUCCAAGAAAUGGCAUCCCGAGAGCGGUAAGGAUGCAGAGAUCGUCGUCUCAUGUGGGUUCGACUGUGAUGGCCAAAGAUCAUCAUCAUCAUCAUCAUCAUCAUCAUCAUCAUCAUCAGCUUCAGUACUAUCCAUGGAUGGGGAUUAAGCUCGACAGAUCUAACGUCUCCCUUAAGGAAAGCGAAUGUGGAUCGAGCAGUACGGUUAUGACAAACAUAAACUACUGCAGAUCUAUGGUUGGAAGCGAUGUUCAUGGAAACAAGUAGUGAGUGAUUUAGAAUCAAGAGUGGCUUAAAAGAUUCGCUUCGGAUCAGACAUUAGCAUGAAACAUAAGACUUUGGGGUUUAUGAAAAUAGCAUCGGACAAAUAAUUUCAAGUUGAAGAUUUGAACAAAUAACUUCCCUGUCAGGAUAUUGAAUUUUGUUCUUGAAGCCUUCUUCUUCUGCUUUAUA
Molecule: messenger RNA, 1621 nt
Organism: Tarenaya hassleriana
Lineage: Eukaryota; Viridiplantae; Streptophyta; Magnoliopsida; Brassicales; Cleomaceae
Product: protein IQ-DOMAIN 14-like
Exons: 4
Coding region: 218-1435 (405 amino acids)
Molecular function (GO): protein binding
Source: RefSeq, a predicted model, not a curated record